Molecule: messenger RNA, 3688 nt
Organism: Colossoma macropomum (tambaqui)
Lineage: Eukaryota; Metazoa; Chordata; Actinopteri; Characiformes; Serrasalmidae
Product: NLR family CARD domain-containing protein 3-like
Exons: 11
Coding region: 172-3015 (947 amino acids)
Molecular function (GO): protein binding
Source: RefSeq, a predicted model, not a curated record
UGUGCAGAGAGGAACAUAAAGCGGUUCAGGAGAGAAAGACAGUGAGUCUGUAGAUCUGAGCUGUAGUUUCUGACUGAUAUGAAUCUGCAGUAGAUAAAGAUCAGUUCAGUAGGUUUUACCGGCUUAACUAACAGAACAUUUCCCUGGUUCCAGCUGUGACCUGUAGGAGACAUGAGCUCCAAAAUGAGCUCCUCUGGAGAAGAACACACAGAGAGAGACCAGAGUGUGAUUCAGAGAGAGAGAUCAGCCUCACCUGAGCCCAGCUGUGUGUCCAUGAAGAGUGACAAGUCAAUGGAACAUCCAUUACGCUUCAGAGAGGGAAAGAGUUCUCCUGCUGUGAGAAAGAGAAAGAGAUCAGACUCACCUGAGCCCAGCUGUGUGUCCAUGAAGAGUGACAAGUCAAUGGAACAUCCAGUACGCUUCAGAGAGGGAGACAGUUGUCCUGCUGUGAGUAUCCAAAAGGACAAAAUGACUAACAUAAAUGAUCUGGAGUCUAUAUUUAAGGAUCUGGAGAACAAAGUGAUCUCUCUGGUGAAGAAAGAGCUGAAGAGGUUCAAGAAACUGCUGAGUGCAGUUUACCCAGCAUGCUCUGAGAGAGAGGUGGAGGAUGAGGAGGAUCAGAGCAGUUCCAGAGAGGGGGUGCUGAAGAUCACACUGAACAUGCUGAGGAACAUGGAGCAGACAGACCUCGCUAACACACUACAGAGCAAGUUGGUCUUUAUGUAUCAUGAAGAACUAAAAUCCAAACUCAUGGAGAAAUGUAACAAAAUGAAUGAAGGAAUUUCACAGCAUGGAGCACUAAUCCUUCUGAAGGAAAUAUACACAGAGCUCUACAUCACAGAGGGAGAGAGUGGAGAGGUUAAUGAUGAACACGAGGUCAGACAGAUUGAGACAGCAUCCAGGAGACCAGCAACAGAGGAGAAAGCCAUCAAAUGCAAUGACCUCUUUAAAGACAAAUCCAUCAGAACUGUGCUGACUAAAGGAGUUGCUGGAAUUGGAAAAACAGUCUCUGUGCAGAAGUUCAUUCUGGACUGGGCUGAAGGAAAAGCAAAUCGGGACGUCCUCUUCAUAUUUCCACUUCCUUUUAGGGAGCUAAACUUGAUGAAGGAGAAGAAGCUCAGUUUGAUGGAACUUCUUUAUCAAUUUUUCCCAGAAAUAAAACAAUUAGAAUCAAUAGACAGUAAUGCCCAUAGAGUCAUGUUCAUCUUUGAUGGUCUGGAUGAGUGUCGACUUCCUCUAGAUUUCCAGAACAAUGAGAGCUUGUGUGAUGUAACAGAUUCAGCCUCAGUGGAUGUGCUACUGACAAACCUCAUCAAGGGGAAUCUGCUUCCCUCUGCUCUCCUCUGGAUAACCACUCGACCUGCAGCAGCCCAUCAGAUCCCUCGUGAGUGUGUUGACCUGGUAACAGAGGUACGAGGGUUUAGUGACCCUCAGAAAGAGGAGUACUUCAGGAAGAGAAUCAGUGACCAGAGCCUGGCCAUUAAAAUCAUCUCACACAUUAAGUCCUCAAGAAGCCUCUACAUCAUGUGCCACAUCCCAGUCUUCUGUUGGAUUGCAGCCUCUGUUCUAGAGAGACUGUUGGGUGAAGCAGAGAGUGGAGAGAUCCCCAAGACUCUGACUCAAAUGUUCAUACACUUCCUGAUCUUUCAGAUCAAACACAAGGACCAAAAGUACCAUGGGAAAUGUGACACUGAUCCUCAGCAGACUAGAGAGAUGAUUCUGGCACUGGGAAAACUGGCUUUCCAACAGCUGGAAAAAGGCAAUCUGAUCUUCUAUGAGGAAGACCUGAGAGAGUGUGGCAUUGAUGUCAGAGAAAUGUCCGUGUACUCAGGAGUUUGUACCCAGAUCUUCAGAGAGGAAUUUUGGAUGUACCUGGGGAAGGUGUUCAGCUUUGUGCACCUGAAUGUUCAGGAGUUUCUGGCUGCUUUAUAUGCAUUUCUCUCCUUCAUUGGGAGAGAUGAAACAAAUCAGCUGACCACUUAUCUCUCUAGUAUUUUCAAAGAGUCCAACUUGUCAGAAUUCCUCAAAUGUGCAGUGGACAAGGCCUUACAAAGUGACAAUGGACACCUGGAUCUUUUCCUCCGCUUCCUUCUGGGCCUCUCACUGGAGUCCAAUCAGACUCUCUUACGAGGCCUAGUGAAACAGACAGGAAGCAGCUCUCACAGCAAAGAGGAAACAGUCCAGUACAUCAAGGAGAAGAUAAGGGAGAAUCCCUCUCCAGAGAAAUCCAUCAAUCUGUUCCACUGUCUGAAUGAACUGAAUGAUCAUUCUCUACUGCAAGAAGUCCAAACAUACCUGAGUAAGAAAGAUUACAGUCGUCUCCGUGGACUCAGUCUGUCUCCUGCCCAGUGGUCAGCUCUGGUGUUUGUGUUGCUGAACUCAGAAGAAAACCUGGACGAUUUUGACUUGCGUAAAUAUGACAGAUCUGAGGAAUGUCUUUUAAGAUUACUGCCAGUCAUUAAAGCAUCCAGAAGAGCUAUAUUGUGUAAUUGUAAUCUCACAGAGAAAAGCUGCACAGUUCUGUCCUCAGCUAUCUCCUCAAAUUCCUGUCUAAGAGAAUUGAACCUCACUAACAAUGACCUGCUGCAGGAUUCAGGGGUGGAGCUGCUCUCUGCUGGAUUGAAGAGUCCUCACUGUAAACUGGAGAGACUGAAGCUGUGUGACUGUAAUCUCACAGAGAAAAGCUGUGCAGCUCUGGCCUCAGCUCUCAGCUCAAAAUAUUCAAGUCUGAGAGAACUGAACCUGAGUUACAAUGAACUGCUGCAGGAUUCAGGAGUGAAGCUGCUCUCUGCUGGACUGGAGAAUCCACACUGUCAGCUAGAGAUAUUGGGGCUGUCUAACUGCAGUAUUGCAGAUGAAGGCUUUGCUGUUCUGGCUUCAGCUCUAAAAUCAAACCCCUCCUCUUGCCUGAGAGAGCUGAACCUGUACAAUAAUAAACCAGGAGAGUCAGGAGUGAAGCUGCUCUCUGAUCUACUGGAGGAUCCACACUGUAAACUGGAGAAACUAUACAUCUGAACACCACCCAGCUGAUCUGCUCUCACACCCAGAGGGCUAUGAGGAGAGGAUGAAGUCUUAGUACAAACACACACACUCAGUAUAUGGUUCUACAUGGUACCGUGUGUGUUUGGAUUCCUGCCUGUCAAAUCUGUGAAUUCGACUGUGAUCAAGUCAUAACAUCACUUUCUGUACAUCAGUGGCUGCAACUCCAGCUAUUCGUCUGUCAAAUAAUUCAUGUUGGUGGAGGAUGACCCCACACCGGGGACAGAAUUAAUAAGUUUGGCUAUUUUAAUGUAUCACUUUCUAUGUGACAGGACUGUGUAUUUUUUCAUAGUACAUUUUUACAUUAUGUGUAUGAUAAUUUACCUUUCACAAUCUUUCAUGACUUUGGCUUGCAAAAUACAUAAAAACAUGGAGAGGCAUCUUUCGGUUAUUAUGCUUCUGAACUGUGGGGCUCAGUUCCACCUUCUAUUAGACAGUCAAGCUCAAUUCAGACAUUUAAGAAACACUUGAAAAAGUAUCUCUUUAAUUCAGUGUUGGAUUUAAAUUCUACGUCUCUUCUGUAUUUCUUUUUAACUUGACCUUUUGUUGUUGUGUCUAUUACUCUAAAACAUUAUUACCUGUCUGUAAACCACUUUGAGCUGCCACCGGUAUGAAAAGUGUUCUAUAAAUAAAGAUAUUAUUAUCACCA